This is a messenger RNA of Leptidea sinapis, 1809 nucleotides long. Its product is annotated as esterase E4-like. The record is from RefSeq and is a predicted model, not a curated record. NCBI's taxonomy places the organism in Eukaryota, Metazoa, Arthropoda, Insecta, Lepidoptera, Pieridae. Bases 14 to 1795 code for a protein of 593 amino acids. The transcript is spliced from 3 exons.
UACUAGUAACAAAAUGGACAAUUCUUAUUGGAUAUUGUAUUCGUUGUUGUUAAUAAAUAUAUUGUGUAUGCUUAGAGUUUGUUUUUGUGAGAGUGUUCAACUGAGAUUGAAGCAAGGUGAACUUUCGGGAGUUGUGGAAAAAUCGUUUUUAAGUGAACAAAAUUAUUAUGCUUUUAGAGGAAUUCCUUUUGCAGAACCUCCAGUUGGCAGUCUAAGAUUUAAGCCUCCUGUACCUAAUCAUGAAUGGGAAGGUACUUACGAAGCUCACCAUAAUAAACCAACAUGCGUUCAGUAUAGUGUCAGAAACAGAAAUGAUGAACCUUUGGGAAUAUCCGGAUCAGAAGAUUGCCUUUACCUUAGCGUAUUCACUCCAAAUUUAGAUGGUUCUUCACCAGUAAUUGUGUUUGAUUACAACGACCACUUUAAAACUGGGUUUAAUGGAUCACAUACAUAUUCGCCAGAAUUUUUCAUUCAAGAAGACGUUAUUGUCGUCUAUAUAAGCCAUCGCCUUGGAGUUUUUGGAUACCUAACAACUGAAGAUGAAGUGAUUCCUCCGAACGCAGGCCUGAAAGAUUUUAUUUUAGGUUUAAAAUGGGUUCAGGAAAACAUUAAAGAUUUUGGUGGCGAUCCAAAGCGCGUAACAUUAAUGGGAAACAAUGGUGGUGCUGUGAUAGCAAACUUAUUGCUUUAUUCUAAACAAGCGAAAGAUCUCUUCACCGCAAUAAUCAUUCAUAGUGGAAGUGCAAUGGAAUCCACACUUUUCUAUUCAAAUCCAAGGUCCAAGUCAUUCAGGCUUGGUGAAUUACUGAACAUAGAAACAACUGACAGUAGUGAAUUAUUGGAAAAUUUGCAAAGACUUGAUAAAGAUGUUUUAGUUAGUGAACAGGAUAUGGUUAUAGACGAUGACUUAAUGGACAACUAUCAAAUGAGCAUCCAUCCAUUUUCACCGACAAUUGAAAAAGAUAGUGCAGAUGCAAUACUGACCUCUUUACCUGAGAAGCUAAAUAUUAUUAAUGACGUCCCGGUUAUGAUAGGAUUUAAUUCUAGAGAGGGCCUAGAUUUCGCCUCACAUUACAUAAUUGAACCAAGAAUGAUAAACAAUAAUCCAAAUUACUUCUUCGUCUUUCCAGUUAGAGUCGAUUUUCGUUUUGAUCGCAAUAGUUCAAUAUACGAAAAGGCUUUGGAAGAAAUUAAAUACUAUUAUAUGAAGGAUGGAUACCUCCAUCACAAAAACAUAUUAGAAUAUACGGUCUACGUUGGAGAUGUUCUGAAGAUCUAUGCUGCGCAUGUUGCAGCCAAAACUUUAGCUAGAGGCCUUCAAUCUAAUGUUUACUACUACAAGUUUGACUUCAGAGGAUUAUUAAAUGAAAAUAGCAACUAUUUAUCUAAAAUCGCUAGAUUUGGCAUAGGACAUUGGGGUGCCACGGUAACCGACGAACUUUGUUACCUUUACUUGUGUUCACGAAUUAAGAAAACGUAUAAGGAAUUAAAUGAAUUGCCGAGUCAGCAGCCUGAGUAUAAGGUUUUGAACAAAAUGGUAAUAUUGUGGACUAACUUUGCUAAAACUAGGAACCCUACUCAACCCGGCGAAGAUGAAAUACUCAAAAAUUUUAAAUGGCUGCCUAUUAAUAAAGAUGCUGAUGAAAUGAAUUAUCUACACAUAACGAAACAACUUAAAAUGAAACUCAAUCCUUUAGAUGAUAGAGCUGAGUUUUGGCUAACAUUUCUGGAUAAAUAUUCUAAAUUGGCGGUUAAUGGCUUAGUACAAGAAAACUUAAGCCAUGAUGAGUUAUAAUCUUGUUUUAAUAU